AUGAAUCAUUACAGAGGCAGAGGACAGAGAGGACAAAGGCUAGGGUUUCUCCUGGCCACCUGUAUGGUGGCUGUGUUGCUGCAGGAGGCCGGUGCAAUCCCAGCACGCCAGGUCCCUGUCAAGACCAAAGGCAAACAUGUGAUCCUUGAACAGGAAACAGAGAAGGCGUUGGGUACCAAAGCCACGGAGGCCCUGGAGAAGGACAACCAGUUGGGGGCACUGCUGCUCGUGCCCAAGCAGAAGCUUGCAGCCGCUGAGGAAAAGCGUGCAGAUGCCAUGACCUUAGUGGAGACUGAAGAAAAAGACAUCCUGAGCCGUUUUCGGAACCCUCUCCCUGGCCCAGAACCGGAUCUUGACAGCCUCUUCCAUCCGAAGUAUGAGGAGGUCCAAGAUGAAGCGGUGCCCCAGAUGUUGCUCAAGAUACAUCGUCAGGUGCUCCAGGGGCCAGAGGAGGACCUUGACCACAUCUCCCACUCUCUGGAGGACUCCAACAAACCCUAA
Messenger RNA from Arvicola amphibius (Eurasian water vole), 501 nucleotides. It is a transcript of the gene Prap1, whose product is annotated as proline rich acidic protein 1. The transcript is spliced from 5 exons. Lineage: Eukaryota; Metazoa; Chordata; Mammalia; Rodentia; Cricetidae. Bases 1 to 501 code for a protein of 166 amino acids. The record is from RefSeq and is a predicted model, not a curated record.